CUGAUCCUACUUGAGUCCGACUAAUGAAUGUAGAUGAGAAGAAGAACCCUUGGACUAGACUCGUCGAGAGGGAAGCGUUGUUACUAGAUCAAUUCAUAUUAACAGAAGACCUUUUGUCGGUUUUUGCCUCGGAAAAUCUCAUCACAAAAGACGAACUGGAUCAUCUUCGCUCUCUACACGACGAGAAGGAAAAAACCUCGACUCUUCUGAUUGAUAUAUUACAGUAUCAAGACCCCACACUGUUUCCCAUGUUCUGCGAAUUACUUCGAAACGACAACCAGCAAGAACUAGCUGACAGUCUGAGCAGUGAGAGUGUGGAAAGCAAGAAGAAACUCAAACCUGUGCGGUUUGUAAAGAGGAAGCGUUCGCGUUGGGAUGAGAAAUAUAUAAACAGUCUUGCCAGACAGCUGGGAUUUACAUGUGUUCUUAUUUUUGUGCUUCUUGUAAUGCUGGUGAUUUUCGAUGUACAACCCUAGAGACGAUCGAUUGACAAAGAAAUUUGAAAAUUCAUUAAUAGACUUAGAUCUUGUAAUAUACUUACAGCAGUUAUCUUAGGCAUAGUAUACGAUA
Corticium candelabrum is the source of this 570-nucleotide messenger RNA. RefSeq lists its product as uncharacterized. The record is from RefSeq and is a predicted model, not a curated record. The transcript has a single exon. Bases 24 to 476 code for a protein of 150 amino acids. Gene Ontology annotation, biological process: regulation of apoptotic process. Lineage: Eukaryota; Metazoa; Porifera; Homoscleromorpha; Homosclerophorida; Plakinidae.